UACAUGUGUUAUAUACACGUUAUGUAUAUACAUACACGUACAUACAUAUAUAUAUAUACAUAUAUGACGGCGGCUGAAUUUGAUGGCUAGGGUAGAGUCACAUGUACAUAAUAUCGUGAUGUUUUCAGAUACCGCGACAACAAUAUAAAAGUUAAAGGUAUGAGCGCAGUGUCUUAUCCUUUGACAUAACAGAGGUUGUUACGAAGUAGAUUUAAGACAAAAACUUAGAUUACCCUUAUUCUCUGUUUGUAUAAGCAACAUCUAACUUAAUGCGAAAUCGAUGAUUUUUAAAUGAACUAACAUGUAAUAAGUAACGUUAAAUAUAUAUAUAGAAGAUAUGUUUUGCUAAAUCUUAUAUCGAUGUGAUUCUCACGAGAUGAGAAAUUAUCCUGUAAGGAACAUCUGUAAUUAUAAUUAUAACAAAUAAUAAAUUUCAUAAUAAACUGAUCUUCCGGUUAGUUAAAUUCGCGCAGCAUCUUUCUCACACGUCAAGAUCAGGCGAGCCUGCCAUCGUAUUUUCUUCGGCGAAUUUGUUUCAAGCAGUUCGUUAAAACUAUUCGUUUACGUUAUAUUUGUUUCAAUUUAUCGUUUACGUUAUAUUGAUUUUAUUCUCAUGUUUACAGUCUGAAAAAGCCACUAGGUUCGGUAGAUACAAGUCGAAUGGUGCUCUCGGACGCGUCCGUGACUUUCAACUGUCCCUCGUGCGAAAAGCUUUUGUCUCGUAAGAAUAAUCGAUGGUGGGAUAAAGACUGAGACAAAUGACUGGCAGAAUGCAAAUAUGAACUCUUGCCAGGAGGUUGCGUCGUCAGCUGCCAAGUUUUUGGAUGCUUCCAAGUACAAUCUGCGAUGUAAUCGUAACAUCAGUGAGAAAAUGACGAAGAAGGACUUUAUCUAUGACAUCCCCACACCUGUGCAGACUUCGAGAAAGUUAGAGGUACAGAAACAUCCAAUUAUCCUACUACGACGAAAAGAGACGAGCUCGAGAAUGCCGCAUUACAGUGUAAUUUCCGAGAAGUUGAUGCACGACAAUGGUGGCGGUGAUGCAAGUUUUGCUGCUGGCGCUCGGCGUGUCUUGGGCUACGUGUGCAAUCUCUGCCAGGAGCCCAUUGCCACGUUGUUCUCUCUGUCGACUCACGUCAAGUCCCACUGCCAGAAAUACUGCAAGAUAUGCUACUGGAUUCUGCGCGAAAACGAGACGAUGGAACGGCACAUCGACAAUCGUCAUCGAAUCGUGCCGAAGAUUGUAAGCCUCUAGUAGCUGAGACACGUCGACACGUCGAUCCGCAUAAAAGUAGAGGAAUAGAAAUAAAUGCUUUGCGAGAGAUGAGAGAGAUGUUUUUCCACUUCGGUCGGAAUGCAUCCUGCAGAAGCGUCCCGUAUAUUCUCUGCGUGUUCUUUGCGCCUUUGAAAUGUACGUGUUGCUUUUCGUCUUCCUUUUUUUACUCUCGCCGUCGAGAUUCACGUCGCUCAGGUCUCUAGCGACUGGCGAAUAGCCCUUCGGAAAUCACGAUGUAUAAAAUGUACUAAAAAAUCAUGAUUGCCUCUUGGACGAAGAAAUAUUUAAAAAAUUUCCGAGAUGAAUUUGGAGAGAGGGGACAUAGUUUAUAUUCGCACGGAUAACUUAUCUAAGGAAUAAAUAAUUUCAUGCGUUUCUCCCUCUUUUGCGCGGAUUCUUUUCAAAUUUAUUUAUUCCCGAUUGUAAAACUCGAACGACCGCUCCGCGAGAAUCAGCUUUAUUUUAAUACCCUACAUUUUAGUCGCUGCGAUUAUGUAUACGAGAUUGCUGUCAAUUUAAAGUGACUUAACGAAUUGCCACUAAUUCCCGCGAUGGCAGCGAGCCAUUUAGCGUUAAAUAAAUUGGCCAUUGUUCCGCCUGUGCUUUAUUGCUUAAAAUAUUCUCGCACGCGAAUCGAAAAGAAAUUAGGCUAAUUGCGCUCCCGCAUGCUAAUCAACGUAAUACAACAGCCUCCGCAUGGCACUUCCGGUUUUCGUCGCGCGUAUGUGCGCGACGCGCUGAAACAAAUUACACGCUCGCUGAGCGUCUUUAAUUCCACUUCCCACCAAUUUUCGUAUCUGCACGGACAGAAUUUUCUCUUAAAAUUUCUCCUGAAAAUCAUCGUGGGACAUCGUGGCAUUUCGAAGAACUUUAUGAGAGUUUUUUGAAAUUUUUUAUUUAUGUUUUUUUAAAUUAUA
Vollenhovia emeryi is the source of this 2193-nucleotide messenger RNA. RefSeq lists its product as uncharacterized. The transcript is spliced from 3 exons. The record is from RefSeq and is a predicted model, not a curated record. Bases 779 to 1255 code for a protein of 158 amino acids. NCBI's taxonomy places the organism in Eukaryota, Metazoa, Arthropoda, Insecta, Hymenoptera, Formicidae.